AUGGGCGACUCGCCGCUACUCUUGGCUUCGUCGAACCACGACAUGGACCGCGACGUCGGACGAGCGAUCGAGCUGCUGCUGAGAAACGGCGCAAAUCCUAAUGCAGUCAAUCGAUAUGGAUCGACGCCUCUUCACAGGUUGUGCGAAUCCCGUAGCCCCAAUCAUAUCAAGCUGAUCGAGAGGUUCUUGUCGGUCUGCGGCCAAGUCCGGCAGCAGGUGAACAUUAACGCCCGGGACAAUCUGGGUCUGACACCGCUGCACUUGGCCAUGGAGAAGCGUCGACAGGAUGUGGUCGAAUUGCUGCUGAGACAUGGGGCCGAUCCAAAUGCUGUACACCAUUGCAAUUGA
Molecule: messenger RNA, 348 nt
Organism: Trichogramma pretiosum
Lineage: Eukaryota; Metazoa; Arthropoda; Insecta; Hymenoptera; Trichogrammatidae
Product: ankyrin repeat domain-containing protein 39 homolog
Exons: 1
Coding region: 1-348 (115 amino acids)
Cellular component (GO): nucleus; cytoplasm
Molecular function (GO): protein binding
Source: RefSeq, a predicted model, not a curated record